AUGUGGCAAGCAAUUGUACAAGUGGUCGUUGUGGGAGUGUCGGUAACGUUGGUAACGGCUGGAGACGAUAACGUGAUAGACUACAGGAAGCACGGGAAGGGAUUUGAUCUUUUGUGUGGACUCUUCACGAAGGCGGAAAAGGGAGCGAAAGAAAAUUACAUUGAUAAGUUAAAAGAUGAUAGUAAUUAUCAGUGGUUUAAUAAAGGUGCCAGGGAUUCAGCGGCUUUGAAAACAGAGGUGGAUAAAGUUAAAGAGUUAGAAGACGAAGUGCAGAGUCAUGAAAAUAGCGCCAGGACAGCGUUUCGGAAAGCAGCGUAUGGGGAUGACAUCGAAACCGAGAAUGCGGACAAAACUUUUGGAUCCCGUGGGGAAAACCAACCCUGCAAUGAAACAAGCCGUUCAACAACAAUACCGAAAGAAAUUGUAUGCCUUUGCAGCUCUGCAAGUGGAGCCACUGAAAGCUGCUUUGUUGCGGGAACUGCUCAAAAUCAGAGGGAGCAUCAAACACCGGAAGACCGUCUGCAGUUAUGGAAGGAACUUAAAGGUAGGUGUACAGUAGGAUCUGGUAGCGUUGAGGUUACUGUUAAGGCUAUAAAACAGGACUUGGAGGAUUUGCGAAAUUGGUAUUCAGAUGGCCAAAACAACGGAUCUCCACAGCCGCCACCAGCACCACCACAACCUCCGUUCCCACCACACGGCGUUCCCCCACCGCCAAGAGUUGAGGAGGAACCUGAUCCACUUGCUUCAAAGCCGUGGGUUGAGCAGUUGAAUCAGGCGAUGGGUCACAUGAAUAAAAGAGAUGCAGCUCUUCAAAAGUUGAGAGAGAAAGUUAAAAAGUUAAAGGGAACUUACGGUAAAGCGAAAAAUGAAGAGGAAGUAAAAGCAUUAAAGGAAUCUGGAGCUGGAGCUGAAGGCGCGCAACCCUCGAGAACAGCACCCCAAACUGCAGCACGAAAGGAUUCCGAUGCUCAACCCACACAAACACAAAAACAGAAUAUUGCAUCAUUUCCCUCACUCAAAAUUACGUUACUAUCAGUAUCCCUCUGUUUUAUCUGA
Messenger RNA from Trypanosoma brucei brucei TREU927, 1056 nucleotides. RefSeq lists its product as hypothetical. The record is from RefSeq and is a predicted model, not a curated record. The transcript has a single exon. Bases 1 to 1056 code for a protein of 351 amino acids. NCBI's taxonomy places the organism in Eukaryota, Euglenozoa, Kinetoplastea, Trypanosomatida, Trypanosomatidae.